Molecule: messenger RNA, 903 nt
Organism: Microdochium trichocladiopsis
Lineage: Eukaryota; Fungi; Ascomycota; Sordariomycetes; Xylariales; Microdochiaceae
Exons: 2
Coding region: 1-903 (300 amino acids)
Source: RefSeq, a predicted model, not a curated record
AUGGCAGCGUACUCCAUACGAAACCAGCUCAAAAGGCUCCAACCAUCACCAGGAGUCAAAAUGCCGGCUCUCGACGAACUUGUACAACUAUGUACCGAAACAGGCGCGCCAGUCUCACAUAUUGCCUACCCAUCCGACCGUCCGGUGUUCUGGAUCAAGUACGGGGACGGCAUCGACUGGAGCGAGGUCGUCGCACAAGACGUAGCGCAUCAAGAGCUCCAGCAUUUAGACACGAGCGUGCGAGCACCUGGGAUUUUCUGUGCUUACGAGAUCGAAACCCGUCAGACCUAUCAAGAGGAUGUUUAUAUCCAGGCCAAGACUUUUAUCAUCAUGGAGUACAUGCCAGGCAGGACAGCAAAGGCGUACAUCGAACAACAACCGCAGAUGGAACACACGGUCUAUCAGUUGAUCGCAAGAGCGAUUAUGAUGCUCAACCAGGUUCCUGUUCCUUCAGACAAGGCCCCCUCCUCAAUCAGCGGGGGUCGUAUACGGCACACCAUUUUCGGGGAUAAUGUUCAAGCGCCUCGUACAUACAAGACCGUACAGCAACUACAGGAUCAUUUCAACUUGUUUUUGGCUGGAACCAAGAACCCUAGACAAUUCUCAGACCUCGCGAAAGAACCACUGAUAUUCUGUUACUCCGACAUACAUCUUGACAACUUCAUCAUUGAUGACCGGGAUCAAAUCAGCGUCGUCGACUUCGCCGAUACGAGCUAUCUUCCGUCCAGUUUCCAGAAGUUUGACCUGCUCGGAACUAGAGAGAAGUUGGGGUUUGAUUUGACGGCUAUUGUCAAGACACCAGCUACCCAGGGCAUUGAUAAUACAGCCGUCUUGUUUGAAACAUAUCCCUCACUUGUUGUUAGCUUUUCUUCGUUUGUCAAAGCAGGGAAAAUGAUGCCUUGA